This is a messenger RNA of Neopsephotus bourkii (Bourke's parrot), 1073 nucleotides long. It is a transcript of the gene PRODH2, whose product is annotated as proline dehydrogenase 2. The transcript has 9 exons. The record is from RefSeq and is a predicted model, not a curated record. Gene Ontology annotation, cellular component: mitochondrion. Lineage: Eukaryota; Metazoa; Chordata; Aves; Psittaciformes; Psittacidae. Bases 162 to 1073 code for a protein of 303 amino acids. Gene Ontology annotation, molecular function: proline dehydrogenase activity; FAD binding.
CGGCGGCCGCGCGGCUGCGGGGGGAGGGGCUCGGCCCCGCCCUCGCCCUCCCCUGCGAGAGCCCCGGGGGGAGGGGCCACGGAGGCGAGGCCUGGUUCGACGCCAACCAUGGGGCAGCCCUGGAAUGUGUGGGGCUGGCGGCGGCCACGGGCCCCGGGGCCAUGAUGCAGCUGAAGGUGACGGCCAUGAUGGAUGCCGAGCUCUGCGCCACCAUCCAGCAGCGGAUGCAGGAGCCGGGUACCAAACUGACGCCGGAGUUCAUCAUUGCGGCCAUGGGGGGCGAGAUUGCUCCUUCCCUGCCCUUCCUGACCCCACAGCAGAACCAGCACUUUGGGGUCUCCCUGCGGCGCUUGGACAGCGUGGCCCAGGCGGCCGCGGCGCAGGGAGUCACGCUCAUGGUGGACGCGGAGCAGAGCCACCUGCAGGGGGCGCUGCGGCUCCUCACCCUCGCUCUGAUUGGCCGGCACAACCGGGGGGCGGAGCCUCGCGUCUGGAGCACGGUGCAGGCCUACGUGAGGGGCGCUGAGCAGGUGCUCACCAUGGAGGCCUCAUGGGCCCGGCGCUAUGGGGCGCGCUAUGGGGUGAAGCUGGUCCGAGGGGCGUACCUGGAGGAGGAGCGGCUCCGGGCCCACAACUUGGGGGUCCCGGACCCCUUGCACCCCACAUUGGAGGCCACGCACAUCAGCUAUGGGGCCUGCCUGGAGCUGGCUCUAGCACUGGUGGUUCAGGACCAGGCCCGGCUCAUGGUGGCCACUCACAACGAGGCCUCGGUGAUGCAGGCGGUGCAGCGCAUGGAGGCCCUGCGCAUCCCGCGCCGCGCCGGGGUCUGCUUCGGGCAGCUCUAUGGGAUGGGCGAUCACGUGAGCCUGGCGCUGGGGCGCGCGGGUUUCUCCGCCUUCAAGUCAGUUCCGGUGGGACCGGAAGUGUCGGUGCUGCCGUACCUGGCGCGCCGCGCCCAGGAGCACCGCCAGGGGGCGCUGUUGCGCACGGCCCUCGAGCGCCGCCUGCUGGCCCAGGAGCUGCGGCGCCGCCUCCUGCAAUGGGCGAAACGGGGCGGGAAUGGGGCGAAAUGA